Messenger RNA from Mesocricetus auratus (golden hamster), 2570 nucleotides. It is a transcript of the gene Ccnt1, whose product is annotated as cyclin T1. NCBI's taxonomy places the organism in Eukaryota, Metazoa, Chordata, Mammalia, Rodentia, Cricetidae. The transcript is spliced from 9 exons. Gene Ontology annotation, cellular component: nucleus; cyclin/CDK positive transcription elongation factor complex. The record is from RefSeq and is a predicted model, not a curated record. Gene Ontology annotation, biological process: regulation of transcription by RNA polymerase II; positive regulation of DNA-templated transcription, elongation. The coding region runs from base 24 to 2207 and encodes 727 amino acids. Gene Ontology annotation, molecular function: cyclin-dependent protein serine/threonine kinase activator activity.
CGCUGCCUUUUGGUUGAAGCACUAUGGAGGGAGAGAGGAAGAACAACAACAAACGGUGGUAUUUCACGCGGGAGCAGCUGGAAAAUAGCCCAUCGCGGCGUUUUGGCGUGGACUCAGAUAAAGAACUAUCUUACCGCCAGCAGGCGGCCAAUCUACUCCAGGACAUGGGACAACGACUUAACGUCUCACAACUGACUAUCAACACUGCUAUAGUAUACAUGCACCGAUUCUACAUGAUCCAAUCUUUUACACAGUUCCAUCGAUAUUCUAUGGCUCCAGCAGCCUUGUUUCUAGCAGCAAAAGUGGAAGAACAGCCAAAAAAACUGGAACAUGUCAUCAAGGUAGCACAUACUUGCCUCCAUCCACAGGAGUCACUUCCUGAUACAAGGAGUGAGGCCUACCUACAGCAAGUUCAAGAUCUGGUAAUAUUAGAGAGCAUAAUUUUGCAGACCCUAGGGUUUGAAUUAACAAUUGAUCACCCACAUACACAUGUGGUAAAGUGCACCCAGCUUGUUCGAGCAAGCAAGGACUUAGCACAGACAUCUUACUUCAUGGCAACCAACAGCCUGCAUUUGACCACAUUUAGCCUGCAGUACACACCUCCUGUAGUGGCCUGUGUCUGCAUCCAUCUGGCUUGCAAGUGGUCCAACUGGGAGAUCCCAGUCUCAACUGACGGGAAGCACUGGUGGGAGUAUGUUGACGCCACUGUGACCUUGGAACUUUUAGAUGAAUUGACACAUGAGUUUCUACAGAUUCUGGAGAAAACUCCAAGCAGACUGAAACGUAUAAGAAACUGGAGGGCAUACCAGGCUGCCAUGAAAACUAAACCAGAUGACCGAGGAACAGAUGAGAACACAUCGGAGCAGACAAUCCUCAAUAUGAUUUCUCAGACCUCUUCAGACACAACUAUUGCAGGCUUAAUGAGCAUGUCAACUACUUCUACAAGUGCAGUGCCUUCCCUCCCUGUCUCUGAAGAGUCCUCCAGCAGUCUAAGUAAUGUGGAAAUGUUACAAGGCGAGCGAUGGCUGUCUUCCCAACCCCCCUUUAAGCCAGAGUCUUCUCAGGGUCAUCGGACGAGUGAGAAUUUAGCACUUAUUGGAGUUGAUCAUUCCUUGCAACAUGAUGGUUCAAAUGCAUUUGUUUCCCAGAAGCAGACUAGUAAGAGCGUGCCAUCAGCUAAAGUUUCACUUAAAGAAUACCGUGCAAAGCAUGCCGAGGAGUUGGCUGCUCAGAAGAGGCAGCUAGAGAAUAUGGAGGCCAAUGUGAAGUCUCAGUAUGCAUAUGCCGCCCAGAAUCUCCUGUCACAUCAUGACAGCCAUUCUUCAGUCAUUCUGAAGAUGCCCAUUGAGGGCUCAGAAAAUCCUGAACGUCCUUUUCUAGAAAAAGCAGACAAAUCAGCUCUGAAAAUGAGACUCCCGGUAGCUGGUGGAGAUAAAGCAGCCUCCUCAAAACCAGAGGAGAUAAAAAUGCGCAUUAAAGUCCACUCUGCAACUGAUAAGCACAAUUCUGUAGAAGACAGUAUCACCAAGAGCCGGGAGCACAAAGAAAAGCACAAACCUCACCCGUCCAAUCACCACCACCAUCAUAAUCACCAUUCACACAAGCACUCUCACUUACAGCUUCCUGUUGGUACUGUGAACAAACGGCCAAGUGAUCCAAAACAUAGCAGCCAGAGCAGCAGCACCUUAGCACACAAGACCUAUAGCUUGUCUAGUACUUUGUCUUCUUCCAGCUCUACACGUAAGAGGGGUCCUCCAGAAGAGACGGGGGCAGCAGUGUUUGAUCAUCCAGCCAAGAUUGCCAAGAGUACUAAAUCCUCUUCCUUGAAUUUUCCCUUCCCACCUCUUCCUGCAAUGACCCAGUUGCCUGGGCAUAGCUCAGACACAAGUGGCCUGCCCUUUUCACAGCCUAGCUGUAAAACUCGGGUUCCUCACAUGAAACUGGAUAAAGGUCCUCCUGGGGCUAAUGGUCACAACACAACUCAGUCAAUAGAUUAUCAAGAUACUGUGAAUAUGCUUCACUCCUUGCUCAGUGCCCAAGGUGUUCAGCCUACUCAGCCCCCUGCAUUUGAAUUUGUUCAUUCUUACGGUGAAUAUAUGAAUCCACGAGCUGGAGGGAUCUCCUCCAGAUCUGCCAAUACAGACAAACCUCGACCACCACCCCUCCCAUCAGAACCUCCUCCGCCACUUCCACCUCUUCCUAAGUGAAAAAAAAAAAAAGGCGGAAACUUAAAAAACAAAAACACUUUUUGUUUUUGGGUUUUUUGUUUGUUCUUUUGUUUUGACUACUGAUACUGGACUACGAAAAUUACAUCCCUUAUGAAAUACGUCACCCUUGGACUAAGGAGUAAAUUGAUACUGAGAUAGGUGGGAGGAUGGUGGAGGGCCCCAGAUACAUCUGCUGCCUCAUACAUCUAUUUUCUUACAGUUUUACUGGUAUCAGAGGUAGGAUUAUGUUGAAGCUGUGAAGGAUUACGAACACUCUGUUCUUGGCCUCUCCUCAUCCGAAUGGGGUUGAUUGGAGUAGUUAUCUUCCCUCUUCUUGCUGGAACUGAAAUGUGGGGGUGAUCA